AGCAAUUUGAUAAAGAAACGGUGAUAACAAAAGUGAUGAAGCUCGAAAUGCCUACACUUCAAGAAGUGCUGGAGGAUAAUGGUGGAAACGAAGAUCUUUUGUUAGAGUUAUUAUGUAAAUUUCGGCUGUGGUUAAAACAACAAAUUCAUCUUCCUCAAGAUAUCUCCGACCAACGAUUAAAAUUUUUCAUUUCUACCGUCAAAUUUGAUUUCGAAAAAGCCACAAAAUGUUUAGAUAUGCUUUACACUCUUCAUAAUCUUAUUCCUGAAAUUUACGAUAAUCUUGAUCCUCUUAGCGAUGAUAUAAAACUAUACAACACAUACUUACAAUUCAUCCCUUUACCAGUGUUAACGCCAGAUAAAUGUAGAGUACAUAUAUCCCGGCUAAUAGAUUACGAUGGCUCCAAAUAUGAUGCUUGGGUAGAUGUGCGGUAUCGCUUAAUGACAAUAGAAGUGCGCAUAGAAGAAGAUAUAGUUACUAACAAUAUUUUAAUUUGGGAUUGCGCCGGUGUAAAUAUCAAUCAUAUAAUAAAGUUUACGCCAAUUUUAUUUAAAUUUGACUCCUGUCUGAUGGCAUAUGGUUUAAGAAUAAAAGCAAUUUAUGUUAUCAAUGCACCACACAUUAUUGAUAUAGUCAUGAAAGCGGCUAAACCAAUAUUGAGGGCAAAACUUUUCAGCAGAAUACACAUUCAUACAUCCGGAAUAGAAUCAUUGUAUAAAGAAAUACCAAAAUCCAUUCUGCCGAUAGAUUAUGGCGGUGAACAGCCGUCAAUGGAUGCUUUAACAGGUAAAAUAUCGUCAACAUUC
Messenger RNA from Linepithema humile (Argentine ant), 806 nucleotides. The record is from RefSeq and is a predicted model, not a curated record. Lineage: Eukaryota; Metazoa; Arthropoda; Insecta; Hymenoptera; Formicidae.